Messenger RNA from Penicillium arizonense, 624 nucleotides. RefSeq names its product riboflavin kinase (gene fmn1). Gene Ontology annotation, molecular function: riboflavin kinase activity. Bases 1 to 624 code for a protein of 207 amino acids. The transcript is spliced from 3 exons. Gene Ontology annotation, cellular component: mitochondrion. NCBI's taxonomy places the organism in Eukaryota, Fungi, Ascomycota, Eurotiomycetes, Eurotiales, Aspergillaceae. Gene Ontology annotation, biological process: FMN biosynthetic process; riboflavin biosynthetic process. The record is from RefSeq and is a predicted model, not a curated record.
AUGCGCCCCGACAAGCCGCGCGACCCCGUUGCUGGCCCCGAUGCAGGCCCAGAGGCUCCCUACCCUGUCCGAUUGUCCGGCCCAGUAAUUAAAGGAUUCGGACGCGGCAGCAAAGACCUAGGAAUCCCUACUGCCAAUAUCCCCGCCGAUGAUCUAUCCGAAAAACACCCAGAGUUAACAUCGGGUGUCUACUACGGCGUCGUUGCGCUAGACCCUAAGACGUAUCAACAUGAGUCCGAGUCCUCGACUUCGGAGGCGGUCAUUCUCCCUGCUGUUUUGAGUAUUGGAUAUAAUCCUUUCUACAAAAAUACUGUGCGCUCGGUGGAAAUCCAUAUCAUGCCCCCUCUCACUGAACCCUCGCCAACAGCUGCGGCUGCAGGACAGACUAAGUUCAACCGCUUGCCGGAUUUCUAUACGACGAAGCUUAAUCUGUUGAUUCUUGGUUAUAUUCGUCCUGAGUUUGAUUAUGUUUCGUUGGAGGCGCUUGUUGAGGAUAUUCGGGUGGAUUGUGAAGUCGCGCGGGAGAGUCUAUUGCGUGAUUCUUAUAAGUGUUAUAUUGUUGAUGAUGGGAAGGCGACUGGAAAGGUUCGUGAGGAUCGGGAGUGGUUGGUGAGUUUUGAGUAA